Molecule: messenger RNA, 1285 nt
Organism: Lotus japonicus
Lineage: Eukaryota; Viridiplantae; Streptophyta; Magnoliopsida; Fabales; Fabaceae
Exons: 6
Coding region: 173-1063 (296 amino acids)
Source: RefSeq, a predicted model, not a curated record
AGCUUUUUUGUGAAACAAAAUCCACGUGUCCUUCCCUCCUCAUCGCGUCGUGUCUCUGUGUCCCUUUCUUAUAAAACCGGAACAACAUACAAAUGGUUAUGUUCUGGUUCCUCCUUUGUUUUUCCUGCAAUUUUUCUAGGAUUUUCUGUUGUGAAGAUUUUGUAUAAAGAACAUGCAGGAGGGUAAAGAAGAAGUUCGACGAGAUAAUGUUUAUGAAUCAAACGGGGCUAGGAAUUCUGGUGGUUUUAGUCCUUUUGGAUUCGGUAGAAAUAUGAUGAUGCCAAGUCUUUUUGGAGGGAGGGAUCCAUUUGAUGAUCCUUUUUUCAGUGACCCUUUUGGUAGCAUGAGGGGACCAAGUUUUGCAUCAAGAGCAAUGCAGAACACAAGCAGAGAUAAAGGGGUAGUUAUACAAGAAUUAGGCUCUGAUGAUGAGGGCACUAAUACUAGUUUCCCUCAAACUGGAGAACCAUCUGUGGAGCACCCAGAUGAUGAUGAUGAUGAUCAUGUUAAUAUAGAGAGGAAAAGCAGUGGUGUAACUUAUAAGAAUGACCCUUUCAUGUCAGAACCCCCAAAGGGUGGGAAAAUUUCUUUUCAGACUAGUAGAGUUACUUAUGGGGGUAUAGAUGGUGCAUAUUAUACUUCUACCAGAUCCAGAAAGAUUGGGGCAGAUGGGGUGGCAAUGGAGGAAAGCAAAGAAGCUGACUCAACCACAGGCCAGGCAACACAUAGGAUCACCAGAGGAAUCAAUGACAAGGGCCAUUCAGUUUUAAGGAAGCUUGAUUCUGAUGGCAAGGUUGAUACAAUGCAGACACUACACAAUCUAAAUGAAGAUGACCUGGCAGGCUUUGAGGAAGCAUGGAAAGGAAAUAAUAUUGGGCAUUUGCCUGGAUACGAUGUGCACCGGAACCAGGAUUCUAGCAGUGGUGAGCAGAACAGGAAUCAGGUGUGGCCACGUCCAUCUCUGGAGCAGGCUAGAAGAACGGGAGGAUCUGCAUCAAAUUAUGAAGCAGGAACCGAUUUCGGGGCCAGAGCAAAGAAAGUGGUUAGGAUCAAUAUUGAGUGAGUUUUGGUUGUUGGUAACUGUUGAUGUUGUUUGUAAAAUAUGAGUUUUGGGUUGUUGUCUUAGUUUAGCAAUAGAAAUGUAUGGGCUUGCGCAAGCUCAUGCUCUACAUUUAAGAUUAAGAAAGAGAGUAUGGUGGUGAAACUUAGUCCAAUAAAUCAGGUUACCUUAACAUUAAUUUAUUGUAACCAUUUUCAUUCUUGAAUUGCAUGCUUUUUUAUUGCA